GUGGGCGCGUCGACUGGACGCUCUGUUUUUACGUCAUUUCCGCAACACCUCCCUCGGCAGAAGCUUGCAUUAGGGGGGAUUCACUUAGUGUGGACGGCCGCAGAACACUGUGAUUCAGCUGUUUGUUCCUGCCACCCUCCUGGCCGGAUACCAUGGGAGUGACUUGUGUGUCCCAGAUGCCUGUGGCUGAGGGCAAGAGUGUCCAGCAGACGGUGGAGCUCCUCACCCGGAAGUUGGAGAUGCUUGGGGCAGAGAAGCAAGGAACAUUUUGUGUGGAUUGUGAGACCUACCACACAGCUGCCUCCACUCUUGGCAGCCAAGGUCAGGCUGGGAAGCUGAUGUAUGUGAUGCACAACUCAGAGUACCCUCUGAGCUGCUUCGCCCUCUUUGAGAAUGGCCCUUGGCUUAUUGCCGACACCAACUUCGAUGUGCUUAUGGUGAAGCUCAAGGGCUUUUUCCAGAGUGCCAAGGCCAGCAAGAUUGAGACCCGGGGUACCCGUUACCAGUACUGUGACUUCCUAGUGAAGGUGGGCACAGUCACCAUGGGGCCCAGUGCCCGAGGCAUCUCCGUAGAGGUGGAGUAUGGCCCCUGUGUGGUAGCUAGCGACUGCUGGAGCCUGCUGCUCGAGUUCCUACAGAGUUUUCUAGGCAGCCACACACCAGGGGCUCCCGCAGUGUUUGGGAACAGACACGAUGCCGUCUAUGGCCCAGCAGAUACCAUGAUCCAGUACAUGGAACUCUUCAAUAAGAUCCGCAAGCAGCAGCAGGUGCCGGUAGCUGGGAUUCGUUAGUGACUGGCAACUGCCUGGCUGAGCUCUGUCACCAGGGGGACUGCGUAGGAGGAGCAGGGGCUGCAUCCUGAGGCCCCUGGACCCCAGAAACCCAGGGCAGACGUGGAGCCUUCUCUCCCUCUUCCCAGCUGUGACUUUUGUUCUGGGGAUCUGGACUCCCCUCCCCUGACCCUCACGCACAGCCCCCCAGCAGCGGCUUCACCCUGCGCCUUACUGGACUUGACCUGUUCUCAAGAAUGGUAAUUAUGAAGAGUGGAGAAGUGUGGAGCUUUCCUGCUUUAGGGGAAAAGGUAGGACAGACCUGCCCGGCUCUGGUGGGAAAGCAGUCUGUAUCUCCAGCGACUGAGGACCUGCCUUAGGUCCGCGGUGGAUGGACUGGGCUGGGCUGGGCUGUAAUAAAGGCCUCUUCCUCUCCUCCAGGGAUGCAGGUGGGCUUCUCCUGGAGAAGGAGUAGGAGGCAUAACUCGG
This is a messenger RNA of Zalophus californianus (California sea lion), 1259 nucleotides long. It is a transcript of the gene MED20, whose product is annotated as mediator complex subunit 20. Gene Ontology annotation, cellular component: mediator complex. The coding region runs from base 153 to 791 and encodes 212 amino acids. Gene Ontology annotation, biological process: regulation of transcription by RNA polymerase II. The record is from RefSeq and is a predicted model, not a curated record. Lineage: Eukaryota; Metazoa; Chordata; Mammalia; Carnivora; Otariidae. The transcript has 4 exons. Gene Ontology annotation, molecular function: transcription coactivator activity.